AUGAGUUCAGCGUCCAAAGGACCACACGCAGACCUUGCGACUAAAUUUAUUGGUUUUCAACGUAAUCGGGAACUAGAGAGGAGAAAAUGCGCUCUCUGUUCAAACAAAUUCCCAUUAAAUUCUACCAGGGAAGAUGUUGCCCGUCAUUUUGACGAGCGUGGCCAUGCUAAAACGGACGAACAACAAACUGAUUUAAUCGACAAAACAUGGCUAAGGUUAAAAAGCCAUAGGACGGACACGACGGCAACUUCAAAUCCUCAACACAAUGCUCCCUCGAAUCCACCAACGGCCGACCAACAACCGGGCGACACGAAACCAGAGCCUACGGACAAGGCCGAUCUGAGUACGGAGCCUUUCGGUUCAGCGUAUGACAGGGAUCGAGGGCCAAGAAGUGUAUCGUCCGACAAGAACAAGCGGAAAGACAGUGACAUCAAGUCCGUACCUCCGAAGCGGAGCCGCGCCCGGCAACCUACACAGACAGCCAGUGACAACGAUUUCCACAGAGAUCCGGCGCAUAAGGGGGGCAGGCUAUGGACUCCGGAGGAGGGAGGCCCUCCCCGGAGGACCGACCAGGCUCGGCAAAAGGAUCGGGAUGCGACGGACUCUCCGAGGACCGUGUCCGGCCGCAACUUCGAGCCCCGCCCUGCCGAGUUCGACAAUACCGAGGUCAUGAUUAAGCAACCUGAGACUCGUCCUAUCAGUCAAGAACAACUAGUAGCUGAGGUGAAGGGUAUCUAUGCUGGGCUCGUAAUGGUGGAGAGUAAAUGCAUUGAGGUGGACAAUGCGCAGAGUUCAAAUAACGAAACGAACCCCAAGCUCAAUAACGAACAGUGGCAAGCCUUGAUAGCUCUACACCGAACACUCUUACAUGAGCAUCAUGACUUCUUUCUGGCCUCUCAGCAUCCCUCCGCCAGCCCAGCAUUACGUCGACUUGCCAGCAAAUACGCCAUGCCCGCACGUAUGUGGAGGCACGGCAUACACUCCUUUUUGGAGUUGUUACGGCACCGUUUACCCGCUUCGCUCGAACAUAUGCUUACGUUCAUCUAUUUGGCUUAUUCUAUGAUGGCUCUUUUGUACGAGACGGUACCAACUUUCGAGGAUACCUGGAUUGAGUGUCUUGGUGAUUUGGGAAGAUACCGAAUGGCCAUCGAAGAUGAUGACCUUAAAGAUCGCGAAGUGUGGACAUCCGUUUCACGCCAUUGGUACUCAAAGGCUAGUGAUAAGGCUCCUACCACGGGCCGCUUGUAUCAUCAUUUGGCCAUCCUGGCCCGCCCGAACGCUCUGCAGCAAUUGUUUUACUACACAAAGUCUCUUUGUGUCCAGAUCCCUUUUUUGUCCGCGCGGGAAUCGAUUAUGACUCUAUUUGACCCUCACCUGAAUGGCACUCCCACUCGGCUGCAAGAGAUUGACGCUGCGUUCGUCCGCGCGAACGGCAUCUUGUUCAGCGGAAAGAACACGGACCAGCUUGAGUCGUCUGUUUGUGAAUUCGUCGACAACUUGGACUCCCAUAUCGCUCGUCACACUCGCCGUUGGCUUGAUAGUGGCUACUACAUCUCCAUCGCAUUAGGCUGUGCCCUUCUCGAAUACGGCAGCGAGAGCAAUCCCAUCAUGAGAGCUAUCAAGUCAGGUCGUGCAGAAGACGCAGACGUUCAGAUGGACGACACAGAGACAAGCGCUGCUCCAACACAGAAGUUCCUAGACGCUCUCGACUUUGCUACUCGCACCCACGAUGUGGUUUUCAGACGAUUCGGCGACGACAACACCAGACCCUACUUACACGUCACCCUCUCUUUUCUCUACCACAUGUCUCAGUUCCCCGCUGCAAUGGCACUUAUAGAAGAGAAGAUGCCGUGGAAACUGAUUUCCUUGCUCCUCAACACGAUAAUUUCCAAAGACGUGUCCAUUGAGACCAUCGAGUCCGAGGAGUUUCCUCGGCCAGACAAGGGUGAUCCCCGUCCUCUCCCUGACGAUUUUGCGCAGCGGGGUCUUCUAUGGGUUGACAACUAUUACCCCAACGACUGGUUCACGGCCACAAAGGUAGAUGACGACGAGAAGUACUUUGAAGUCGCAUCAAUGAUGGAAGAGCGUUCAUCCCGUUGUCUUUGGCUUGGCUGUCGACUUGCAGCAUCAGGCAAGUGGUUGACUUACACAAGAGAUGGACAAUUUGGGGUUGCGUCAAAAUACGACAUAGAGAUUCCUGAUCUGAGCAGCGAUGCCACGUCCCAAUCCAAGAGAGGCGGUGACGACGAUUUAAUCAUCCCAGAUGCUCCGGCAGUAAGUACUUGA
Colletotrichum phormii is the source of this 2286-nucleotide messenger RNA. RefSeq lists its product as uncharacterized. The transcript has 3 exons. Gene Ontology annotation, biological process: nuclear-transcribed mRNA catabolic process, nonsense-mediated decay. Gene Ontology annotation, molecular function: telomerase RNA binding; telomeric repeat DNA binding; protein binding. Gene Ontology annotation, cellular component: telomerase holoenzyme complex. The record is from RefSeq and is a predicted model, not a curated record. Bases 1 to 2286 code for a protein of 761 amino acids. NCBI's taxonomy places the organism in Eukaryota, Fungi, Ascomycota, Sordariomycetes, Glomerellales, Glomerellaceae.